Molecule: messenger RNA, 734 nt
Organism: Arachis duranensis
Lineage: Eukaryota; Viridiplantae; Streptophyta; Magnoliopsida; Fabales; Fabaceae
Product: protein SODIUM POTASSIUM ROOT DEFECTIVE 2
Exons: 3
Coding region: 120-563 (147 amino acids)
Molecular function (GO): metal ion binding
Source: RefSeq, a predicted model, not a curated record
UAGAGCUUCCAUGUCUUCUCCACUCUCCUCUUGACGUAUCUAUAAACACACUCUCAUUACUACCCUCCUCUGUAUGAGAGGCUCUUGUUCUUGCAACUAAAUUUGCCUCUCAAAUAAUAAUGGGGAAACUAGGUAAGAUGCUAGACACUUUUUGUUUUUCUUCUUCUUCUUCUUCUUCUUCUUCUUCUGCUUCAUCAAGCACUUCUUGCUUCUGCAUAAGCUCCAUGGAUUAUGAUGAAGAUGAUGAGUUUGAGGCAAAGCCAUUGAUUGCAACUGAUGAUAGUCAUCAUAAUAAGCUAAGAUUGAAGGAUGUUGUCGCUGGAAAACAGACAUUGGCUUUUCAAUUGAAACCAAAGAUAGUGAUGUUGAGGGUAUCCAUGCAUUGCUAUGGAUGCGCCAAAAAAGUUGAGAAACAUAUCUCAAAGUUGGAAGGAGUGAGCUCAUACAAGGUGGAUCUAGAAACAAAAAUGGUAGUUGUUAUGGGAGACAUUCUUCCCUUUGAAGUGUUGCAAAGUGUCUCUAAGGUGAAAAAUGCUGAGCUUUGGAGUGAAAUGAAUGAAUAAGGAAGUUUUUUUUGGACACUACAUCCAUCUUCAGCAGAUUCAACAAACACAAAAGUAGUUCAUGAAGUAAUCUAGGAAUUCUCUUCUUUUCUGUAGCUCUUGUUCUUGUGACAUAUAAAGUGUAUAAUAUUAAUUAAUUAAUAUAAUAAUACUAAUAUUAACCCUUAUUAA